CACACAUUAUAUUGACUUACAAUGUUUAAAAUUUAAAUCCCGAUUAGUCCUCAAAUAAGCAUUAUUUAACAAAUAGUUGUGCUGGAGCUAGGAGCCAGAAAGGUCUACUGGCGAAGGCUUUAGGAUGGAAGAAUUCAACGUUUUUACAGAGGCUCACACUUGUAAAGAUACACUUAAAGCUUUUAGGGAAUUGAGUACAAAACUUGGAUUAGACGAUACACCUCAUGAACAGUUUUUUGACAAAUUAAGAUCAGGAUUUUCCAACUGGAAGAUUAAACGAUUUUUAGAUCAACUGCAGAAAAAGUUUGCCCCGAAAACACAAAAUAGCGAUGCUACAAAAGUACUAGUUGUUGGUGCAGGGCCAUGUGGACUACGGAUAGCUAUUGAGACUGCCUUUAUGGGAUGCAAAGUUGUCGUGAUAGAUAAACGGGAGGCUUUCACAAGAAACAACGUACUCCAUCUCUGGCCAUUUACAGUUACUGAUUUGAAGAACAUAGGCAUAAAACAUUUCUUCGGAAAAUUUUGCCAAGGGGAGUUAAAUCAUAUAAGUAUUCGUCGCCUUCAGAUUUGUCUUAUGAAAAUAGCGUUGGUGCUAGGCGUAGAGGUUUAUACCAGCGUUGAGUUUGAUGGUUUGCAGUGUCCACAGAAAAAUGGUGGAUCAGGAUGGAAAGCCGUUUGUAAGCCACAAAAUCAAAAGGUUGCUGAUUUUGAAUUUGAUGUUUUGGUUGCCGCAACUGGAGCUCGUGAUGCUCUGUGUGAAUACAAACUUCGAUUUGAAAAUGGAACAGUCAUUAAACAAGGUUUUGAACGAAAGGAAUUUCGAGGACAACUCUCCAUUGCAAUUACUGCUAACUUCGUGAAUUCAAACACUGCUGCUGACAUGAAGGCAAAAGAAAUUGGAGGAGUUGCUCGUCAUUUUAACCAAUCAUUAUUUAGUAAUUUGGAGACUAAGAAAGGAAUCAGGCUGGAAAAUAUGGUUUACUUUAAAGAUGAGACGCACUAUUUUGUUAUGACACCAACAAAGGCAAGCUUAGUCCGUAGGGGUGUUUUCAAAGCAGAUUUGUCUGAUGCUUCAAAAUUAUUAGAAAGAAAAAACAUUGACGUGCAGCGAUUGCUAGCGUAUGCAAGAGAUGCUGCAAACUUUUGCACUGACAAUGCAAUGGUUAAUAUGUGCUUUGCAAAAAAUUCUCAUGGGAUGGAUGAUGUGGCCAUGUUGGACUUUUCAUCGAAAGUUGAAGCUGUAAAUGCAUCGCAUAUCAUUGAGAGGAAUGGUAAAAAACUGCUCAUUGGACUAAUUGGUGACAGUCUUUUAGAACCGUUUUGGCCACAAGGUACUGGGUGUGCACGUGGAUUUCUUGGAGCUUUAGAUACAGCUUGGAUGAUAGGGAAUUGGAAAAGUAUGAAAGAAAAACCUCUUGAUAUUAUAGCCCAGAGAGAGAGCGUUUACAAAGUCUUAUCUCAGACAACUCAGGACAACAUCAGCAAGAAGUUCAGUAAUUACACGGUUGAACCGAAAUCAAGAUAUUCAAUCAUUAAUUUGAAAGCAGUUACUACCGAAAAAGCAAAGGACUUUUAUGAUGACGUGCAAGAUGACUUUAGUGCAGACGCUGUUUCUCCGGUUAAGAAACCCAAACAAAGUGACGAAUCAGUGGAUUUACCUGAUUUACUGCUAUGGUGUCAGAAAGUGCUGGAAAAACACACACAGUUUAAAAUAAAAGAUCUGACAACUUCCUGGAGAAGUGGAUGUGAACUCGGUUGCUUGAUCCAUGUUUUUCGUCCUCAUAUAAUAAAAAUGGAAGAUUUGGACCGAACAAAUGCAUUGCGAACUAUGGAAAUAGUAGUAAACAUUGCAAAACGAGAAUUUGAGAUAUUUCCUGUAUUAGCGGUUUCAAAAAUGGUAAACUUUUCGUCUGAAAAUGAGGUAGAAAUGGCAUCGUAUCUGUCCCAGUUUUACCAGCUGUUUCAUGGAGAACCUAUUCCUGAGAUUACUUCCUCCGACAACAGCGUAUUGGGCGAUGAAAAGAGAGACAUCACAGAAACAAAUAUUGUAAAACCCAGAACAAGUAGAGUUCAGAUACAUGACGAAAAAGUAGAAACUGAUGAAAAUAUCAAUGAUAUUUGCUACCUCUGCAAGAAAGUGUUAUUCUUCCUGGAGAAACUUAGUGUUGAAAAUGUGUUUUGUCAUCGCCGGUGUCUGAAAUGUGAAAGAUGUAAUUGUGAAUUGAAUCUCGGAAAUUAUAGAACACAAAAAUCAUACAAAGGAAGAGUGAGGUUUUUCUGCAUUAAGCAUGCUGGUCCUAACGCAAAGUUUACACAGUCUAUCAGAAAACGUCCAACACUAGUAUUGAAAGCAAGGGAUGACCCUCAACCUUCAAAAGACGCACCUAAUGUUGCAAAUGCAGACAGAGUCAAACAUAUUUCAGCAGACAAACCAAGAAUUCCUGCCAGGCCAGACUUCUUAGCAAGAAGAGUUACCUCAGCAUCAAUGCGGAGGAUAGACUUCUACAAUAGCGGAGAUGAUGAAAAGGAGGUAGUAACAGAAGACAUUAUAUUUGAGCAUAAUUUUGGCGUAUCUGUUCGCGGUGGAUUAGGUGCGUUUACCCUAACGUUACCGGAAUCUGAUGAAAACGUAGAUGACUCGUCAAAUGAAGACAGUGACGACGAUAUUGAAGAACGACUUGAAGCUACUUUAGGACCAAACAUUGAUAAAAAUAUGACAGUUAAAGAUGCUUCAGAGUUCUGGCAAACCUUGAAAAGAGAUACAAAGCCACGCAGCUUUUCUAGACAUAAGCCGGAUAUAUCUGCUGAAAAAGAUUCAUCGCCAAUUCAUAGCAAAGCUAGAGUGACUCUACAACCAAAUGUUUCCACCAGAGAACAUUCAACAAUGCAAGACGAGCAAGAAGAGGAAAACGAUGAUUUAGAAAGUACAAUCUGUGCUGCACCAGAUGUAAUAACUAACUUGUCUGAUGUUAACCUACCCGAUGACAAGCAGCAUACAAAUAACAGAAAUUCAAGGGAAAAUAACGAAAUGUUUGAAAGAGCCCUUAAGGACUUGAAAAGGGAAUCUAGAGAGCUUGAAGAUAAAAGAUCAAAUUUUUCAGUAACUUGUUUCCAACCACAAAACAAAAACAUUGAUAAAGGCCCUGAAGCAAAUCAACCCGAAAAAGUCAUCGGACGUAACAGACCACAGUUAAAACGUUGUGACUCUGAUCCGACUGAAGAGAGGCAUGCUCAGCGUGUUCAACUUGCAGCAAGAAAGCUUGCUAUACAAAGGCAACAAAAUAAAAUAUUCAUGGCUCAGGAAAUAAAACGACAAUUAGAAGAAGCUGAUGUUGAGUUACGGGAUGUUGAACAACAAGGAGUGGAGAUAGAAACGAAACUCAAAGACAACACUGAAAUCUUGGAAGAGAAUAAACAAAGUUUACGGCGACAGCUGUGUUCAUUGUACACCCGGCGACAAAAACUACUUCAAUAUGAAGCCGAAUUACGAUCAGCCAGCGAACACUUUUUACCAAGUCAAGAAGGGGAAGCUGAGGAGACAUGUCCUUCUGAAUAUAUACCAAGAGUGGAAGAGGAAAACAGUUUUGAUGAAAUGUCUGUCGCUUUUGGUUCCGAAACUUUCAAUGAAACAAUAAAGGCCAGUGGCGUCAUACUUGAUGACAACAAGACGUAUGAGACACAAAAUGCAUCGGAAACAAAAUCUGACAAAUACACUAGUAGAAUAUCAGAUGCUGUACCGGACACAACAUUCUCAGACACAGUAAGGGCGGAAACAUACGGGUUGUUAGAAAUAAAAGAUGCUGGUAUAUUGUCAGAAAGGCCAUGUGAAACAACUACUGAAAAAACUAAUCAAGCGAAUGAUGUAUAUAAAGUAACAACGAACGUUGUCACUUUAAAAUUGUAUGUAAAAGUGGUUACGAGAACUCAUACUGGUGUAGAUUCGUCUUUAAAGAUGUCGGAAGAUGACAGUCGGUGCGAAGUUAGUGGUGGAGAUAUAUUUUCUGAUGAUAUUGAUAAACUUACAUUUGUUGAUGACAGAGCAAUAAUAAUAUAUUGGGAAUGUCCUUUCUGUACACUUCAUAAUGACGACGGAAGCAGUUUUUGCAGUGCCUGUUAUGCUUGGAAAUGCAACAAGUGCACUCAUGUUAACGACAGGAGAAGGAAGGAAUGUGAAAUGUGCCACAACAGUAAACCACCACGUGAUCAUCAUUCACGUGAUCAUCGCCAUAAUAGUUCACGUGAAUCAUUUGCCUAGCCUGUCAAUGUUAUUUGACACUACUACAUGUUAGGUGACAUUAGAUGCGUUAAGAUGAAAUAAGUUCGAUUAUUUAUUUGACGAACAAUUUAUGGAAGAAAUAGGCGGUUGAACAUUCUCAUCUAAAUUUUCUUCUGUUUAGUUUCUUUAUGUUCAUUACAGUCGUUAUCAUCGAAAUUACUUCUAUCAAUUAUUACAUAAUUUUAGUUGUAUUGGGGAAAAUUUGAUGAAUUAGGUGACUUAACAAUAACUAAUAAUGAUGUUUGGAAUACUAACGCUUAAACUAAUUUCAUAACUUAAUUUCAUCGUAUGUUAAAUGUUUAAUGAUAGAGAAAUAUAUAUAUAUAUAUAAAUAAAUGUGUGUUCGUGUGGUUUAAUUAUGGUUUGGGAUAUUGUUCAAUUUAUGGAUUGAAGAAAAUUUAGACUGUUAUUAUAAUGCACAUUGUAAACGAGGUUAUUGUCGUUGCUUUUCUACUUCUUUUUUAUUAAUUGUUAAUUAUUAAUUUUUCCCAAACCUUCUAUUGAAUUUCCUGCAUUAAACUAACAUUUUAACAGUUAUGCCAUUAAAAUCUUAUAGAAUAAUGUGAGGCGAGAGUUUUCUUUCAUGUUGAAUGGUUCGCUGUGACUUUAAUAAAAGCGAUGUUUCAUUGCUUCCUGUUUUGUAAGUGCGUAUAGUAAUUAUGUGUCAUGGUUUUCUUACACCAUACCUUUUCUUUUCCAUUAUGUGUUAUAACUAUCUUAACCAAAGUAAUUUUGUGUCAACAGCGUUAUAAAAAUUAGUCUGAGCAUUUACAUGGAGUUAAUCUUUUAAUCAUGUUAGCAUUUUUAAAAUAAUAUAUAGAAAAUAGAAGAGUUGAGGUGCGAAAUUGAGAUAAUAUUGAUCAAAUGUUUGAUGAUGGCGUCAAUAAUGGAGAAAUAAUUUGAGUCGUUCUACUUCAUAACCUUGAUUGUAGAGUUUAUAAUGUUUUGAGUAUUCUUCCAUUAAACAAAUUUAAUUUC
Messenger RNA from Mytilus californianus (California mussel), 5254 nucleotides. RefSeq names its product F-actin-monooxygenase MICAL1-like. The record is from RefSeq and is a predicted model, not a curated record. Gene Ontology annotation, molecular function: FAD binding; protein binding. The transcript has 24 exons. Lineage: Eukaryota; Metazoa; Mollusca; Bivalvia; Mytilida; Mytilidae. The coding region runs from base 125 to 4255 and encodes 1376 amino acids.